GGGGCAGGAAAGUUUGUAACAUCUCACCCAGCAUGGUGAGAAAGGCAAUGACGAAGAUUGCCAAGCAGGACUCCGAACAGAUGUCAUGCAAGAUUUGGAACCGAUACUGUGAAGAACGCGAUCCAAGGCAUUGGCACCGCAGCGCAGCCGUCAUGGACAAGGCUGGAUGGGGACCUCACAACCUCAGGCGCUACCGCGGCCUAUCUCGAGCACAAAGCACCAUUCUGAUCCAGUGCCGAACGGAAUUCAUCGCUCUCAACAGUCACUUGCACUGGAUGCGCCGCUCCGACACUUCGCUUUGUGACUGCGAAGCCGCCGACGAGACCGUGUUCCAUAUGUUCAUCCAGUGCGAGCUCCUAGCGACAGCCCGAAGAGAGCUCUACACUGUACUCGGCCACCAAGACUUCUACAGGAUGCUGUCCGAGAAGCCCGAGAUCGCGGCCGAUUGGGCGAUAACCCAUUUCGACAUCCCCCAGUUCGAAUACGCCAAACAGGACUCCCGAUUCAAUUCGGUUGAGUCAUCUACCUCUGCCUCCCCGCCACUUAACGUACUUGACGAACUCAAGGCGUGGCUUUACAGGAGAACGACAUGAUUACAUGACCCAAGUGUUAUCCAACUGUGUUUAUCCUCAACUUGUGUUUCUCCCACUGCGUUGUCUUGCGACCUGAUCCAAUCUAUUACUAACCCGCCGAGCCAGCCUCG
This is a messenger RNA of Fusarium oxysporum Fo47, 703 nucleotides long. RefSeq lists its product as uncharacterized. Lineage: Eukaryota; Fungi; Ascomycota; Sordariomycetes; Hypocreales; Nectriaceae. The transcript is spliced from 3 exons. The record is from RefSeq and is a predicted model, not a curated record. The coding region runs from base 33 to 593 and encodes 186 amino acids.